AUUUUGCAUAGCGGAAGGCCAGCCCCGGAUUCCGCUGUUGUCCGCGGUCAGAUUUCCGCCUUAUUCCGCGUUCCCCGCACUUCUUCCCCGGAUCGUCUGGGGUGAGGUCGUUGGGAGUGGUAGAGGGAGUGAUGGAGACGGCUUGAUUUAGAGAUAAGGGUCUUCUUCGACUUCUUUGCUAGGGUAGUUGGUAUACCAGAAGGGAGAGCUUUGGUCAACGCCCUUCGUUAUAAGGAUAUAUGUUUUGAGAAGCGAGCAGCUGUCAACAAGCGCUGAACUAUACAAUCCCAAACAGUCUAAAACAGGAAACAGACAACAUGCCGGCCACCAAUUUCUCAACACCCGAUCCAUAUAAGUAUAAUAACGGUUUCGGGUCAUAUCAUGAAUCCGAGGCUGUGGAAGGUGCUCUGCCAGUAGGCCAGAAUUCACCCCAGAAGGCCCCAUAUGGGCUGUACACAGAAAAGCUCUCCGGAACUGCUUUCACGGCUCCCCGCCAUGAAAACAAGCAGACAUGGGUCUAUCGGAUCUUGCCCGCUGCGGCGCAUGAGAACUUUCAGGCCGUAGACGCGGAUACGUACCACACCCAUAUGACUACGGAAACUGGCAAGCUUCAUCAGAUUCCAAACCAACUGCGAUGGGAUCCAUUUGAUAUCGACGAGACGGUUGACUGGGUGCAUGGACUUCACCUCGUUGCUGGCGCUGGUGACCCCACGAUGAAGAGCGGACUGGGAAUUCUCUGCUAUGCGGCAGGAAAGGAUAUGGGCGACGAGGCAUUUUACUCUGCAGAUGGUGAUUUCCUGAUUGUGCCACAGCAUGGUGUUUUAGAUAUCCAGACUGAGCUUGGAAAGAUUCUGGUUCGUCCGAAUGAGAUUUGUGUUAUUCCAAGAGGAGUGAGAUACCGCGUCAAGCUUCCCAAUGGCCCUGUUAGAGGCUACAUUUGUGAACUCUACCAAGGCCAUUACCAAUUGCCUGAGCUGGGCCCUGUUGGGUCCAAUUGUCUCGCCAACACGCGUGACUUCCAAGCUCCUGUUGCAGCCUUUGAUGAUGACGAAGAGAACCCGAAUGCACCCAAGGAAUACCGCAUCCUGAGCAAAUUCAACAACUCCCUCUUUUCUGCCCGACAGGACCACACUCCCUUCGACGUCGUCGCCUGGCACGGUAACUACUACCCUUACAAGUACGACCUCGGCCGCUUCAACCCCGUCGGAUCCAUCUCCUUCGACCACCCUGAUCCAUCCAUAUUUACCGUCCUCACUGGACCAUCUGACCAUGUCGGAACCGCCAUUGCUGACUUUGUCAUCUUCCCGCCCCGCUGGCUCGUGGCCGAGAACACGUUUCGUCCCCCGUGGUACCAUCGUAAUAUCAUGUCUGAGUUCAUGGGCUUGAUUUCAGGUGAUUAUGAUGCCAAGACUGGUGGUGGUUUCAAGCCGGCCGGAGCCAGUCUGCAUAAUAUCAUGAGCGCACAUGGUCCGGAUAUGGAUGCGUUUGAGAAGGCGAGUAAUGCAGAGCUGAAACCGCAGAAGAUUGGAGAGGGAAGCUUGGCAUUUAUGUUUGAGAGCUGUCUGAUGGUUGGUGUUUCCGAAUGGGGUCUCAAGACAUGCAAGAAGGUCCAGAAGAAGUAUAACGAGGAGAGCUGGCAGCCACUCAAGAGACAUUUCAAGAAUCCGAAGAAGAGCACUUAAGUAUCUAACCAGUUUUCUGUAAGUUCCCUUGCAGGAGCGAUAUAGCCAGGAUGUGAAGUAUGAAAUUAUGUG
Paecilomyces variotii is the source of this 1754-nucleotide messenger RNA. Its product is annotated as putative homogentisate 1,2-dioxygenase. Bases 318 to 1682 code for a protein of 454 amino acids. The transcript is spliced from 4 exons. Gene Ontology annotation, molecular function: homogentisate 1,2-dioxygenase activity. Gene Ontology annotation, biological process: L-phenylalanine catabolic process. The record is from RefSeq and is a predicted model, not a curated record. Gene Ontology annotation, cellular component: cytoplasm. Lineage: Eukaryota; Fungi; Ascomycota; Eurotiomycetes; Eurotiales; Thermoascaceae.